CAAAAAUUAUAAAUAUAACCUAUAUGCAGUGCCGUUCGCAGUCCUUCCCUGGUUUCCUAGUUUUCGAUUCAUUUUCGGUGUUUAAAAUACGGAUUAAUUGAAAAUGGGUCUAGAAGAUGAAGAUUUUGUUCACUCAGAUGAUGAUUUCGACGAUAAGAAACACGAAAAACUACUGGACAAGAUCCUUACCAUCAAUAAAACCCAGCAAUUGAAAAAGGCCUCUCGAACAGAACCAGCUUUACAGAUAUCAGAAUUCGAUUUAGCCAAAUCGAUUACAGGUAAAAAGGGCGUGAUUCAUGUUGGAGACUUGACAAGCAUACUGCAAAAGAAGAAAACUCAUGUUGCUAUCAAAAAAAAAGUAGAUAACACAAGCAAAAUAACUACUACCCUUCCGAAACCUCUGGAAAAACCACUAGCUAAUCAAAUAAACAGAACUGUGGCAUAUGAGAAAACGCGACUGGAAUUAGAUCGGUGGGAACCAAUUAUAACUGCUAACAGAGUAUCUACAGACUUACUAUUUCCAUUACCAACAAGAGAGAAUGAUAAAAAUGUGGAUUUGACAAAAAAAUGGACUCUGAAAACUGAUUUUGACAUUGAGCUGGAAAAAAAUCAUCCAGAAUUGGUUGAAGAAAUACAUGUUGAGACGGAACAAGAAAAAGUGAAGUUAACUCUUGGAGAAUUGAAGGAAAGGCGAGGAAAACUGGCUGAGUAUAGAGCUAAACUGAGUUAUCAAGAGGCAAAAGCUAGGCGACAGAACAAAAUAAAGAGUAAAAAGUAUCAUAGAAUCCAAAAAAAGGCUAAAAUCAAGCAGCAACUCAAAGAGUUUGAGGAACUCAAGAAGACUAAACCCGAGGAAGCUCUAAGAAGAUUGGAAGAAAUCGAAAGAAUAAGGGCACAAGAGAGAUUCAGUUUGAGGCAUAAAGGUACAGGGAAAUGGGCGAAACAUAAACAGAUUCAUGCGAAAUAUGAUAAAGAUAGUAGAGCAGAAUUAGCUCAACAAUUGAGACUCAGCAAGGAGUUAACUCAAAAAGUCAAUGCAAAUAGUGAUUCGGAAGAUGAAUUCAAAAUGCCAGAAGAUGAUGGGAGCGGAACUAAAAACACUAUUUUGUGGUCCGACGAUAAACUGAAGUCAGCACCAGAAGUAACUGAUUUCAUAAAUGAUUAUACAAACUUCUAUAUAAAAAAGGCUGCACAAACAGAUGCCAAUCCAACUGAAGAUCAAAAUGAGGAAAAUUCAGAUGAAGGUGCAAAUAAUAAAGAAACAGAAAAUAAUACAGUUGAAGUUAACAUCAGUGAAGAAGAAAUAGAGGAAAGUUGUAAUACACAAAAGGAAAAACUCGAGAAAAAAAAUACUAAGAAAGUCAAAGCCCCAACCCAAGGACCAGCUAAAAAAAAAUCAAAAAAGCGUAAGAGAGCCUCUUUGAACGUAUCUAGUACAUCAGAUUGGGACGUUGAACUUGUGGACGAUAACAUAGAUGUAAUUUUUGAUGAAUUAGAGAAGAAGAUGGAUAUCAAAUUGAGAAAAGAGGCAAGUAAGAUCGAAAAACAAUUGGCUCCCCAAAAGUCUUCCAAAAAAAAGCGUAAAGGGGAUGAAAAUUAUGAAGAAAAAGAAAGCUUAUUAGCUCUUCCAAUGGAGAGGUUAAGACCGCAACUAGAUGAACCAUUAUUGCAAACCUCAAAUGGAAAUGAAAUCCCAGAGGGGGAGUUAUCGGACCUGAGCAAUAUUUUAAAGAAGAAAAAUCUGAAUAUUGACAAAAAUCAAGUCUUGCCGACACAAAACCAGAAAUCAAGUAAUAGUAAAAAGAAGGAACAAAAACAAGUUAUAAAUCUUGAUUCCAUCUUACCAGAUAUCACAACUAAUAUGGAUGAAGAUGAGGAUGAUUUUGAUGACAUUCAGCAACAAUUGAAGGAAGAAGCGGCUGAAUGUUUUGAAGAUGAUCUUGUUCAGCAAUUCGCUAAAGAGAAAGCUGAAACUAUUGAAAACGAUAAACCGAAAGAUUUAAGUUUAUUUUUACCUGGUUGGGGCAGCUGGGGUGGUGUUGGUAUUGUACCAAGUAAAAGAAAACGGAGGAGAUUUGUUCUGAAAGCUCCUAAAAAGGUUCCGAGAAGAGAUGAUAAUAAAGGUUUUCUUAUUAUCAAUGAAGACGCUGAUAAAAAGGUGAAAGAGCACAUGGUUGAUGAAUUACCUUUCCCAUUCCAAAGGGUUCAGGACUUUGAAGAAAGUAUUAGAGCCCCAAUCGGUAGGACGUUUGUACCGGAAACUGCUUUCCGAAGAUUGACAAAACCUGCUGUUAAAACUAAGAUUGGUACCAUUAUCGAGCCAAUGGAUAAGGAUGUCUUGCUCAAAAAAUCAAAUUUUUAAUCCGCCGGACGAACUAAAGAUGUUUGUAAAUAUUUCUUCCUCACAUUGAAUAUAAAUCUAUUGAAAGAAUUUGUUUUAAAUAAAACGUUUUCCCUAA
Coccinella septempunctata (seven-spotted ladybird) is the source of this 2459-nucleotide messenger RNA. Its product is annotated as U3 small nucleolar RNA-associated protein 14 homolog A. The transcript is spliced from 2 exons. Bases 104 to 2362 code for a protein of 752 amino acids. The record is from RefSeq and is a predicted model, not a curated record. Gene Ontology annotation, biological process: rRNA processing. NCBI's taxonomy places the organism in Eukaryota, Metazoa, Arthropoda, Insecta, Coleoptera, Coccinellidae. Gene Ontology annotation, cellular component: nucleolus; small-subunit processome.